AGAAUGCUCUUUCAGUUGCAUUAGCAGAAAUGAAAUGGGCUCAGUAUGCUGCAGUUAUGCAGGGCAUCACACCAACUGCCGAGAAUUCUGUCAAGCCAUUUUUCGAACAGACUCUUCUCCUGGGCCAUCUCAGAUCAAAGCAGUGGAAAAUUAUUGUGCCUCUAUCAGUCCACAGUUGAUACACUGUGUCAACAAUUACACCCAGUCUUAUCCAAUGAGAAACCCAACUGAUAGUUUAUAUUGCUGUGACAGAGCUGAAGACCAUGCUUGCCAAAACGCCUGCAAGAGAAUUCUAAUGUCUAAGAAAACAGAAAUGGAGAUUGUUGAUGGUCUCAUUGAGGGUUGUAAGACCCAGCCCUUGCCUCAAGAUCCUCUUUGGCAGUGUUUUCUCGAAAGCUCACAGUCGGUUCACCCCGGAGUCACUGUGCACCCUCCUCCCUCAACCGGCCUUGAUGGGGCCAAAUUGCACUGUUGCUCUAAAGCAAACACUUCAAUCUGUAGGGAACUGUGCACGAAACUUUAUAGCAUGAGCUGGGGAAAUACACAGAGUUGGUAAGAGUUUGACCGCAUCUGUGAAUAUAAUCCGGUGGAAGUGUCCAUGUUGACAUGUCUAGCUGAUGUCCGGGAACCUUGCCAGUUGGGCUGUACAAACCUUACUUACUGUACAAACUUUAACAACAGGCCAACAGAACUGUUCAGGAGCUGUACUGCUCAGUCUGACCAGGGGGCCAUGAGUGACAUGAAGCUGUGGGAGAAGGGAAGCAUAAAGAUGCCCUUCAUCAGCAUCCCUGUCCUCGAUAUUAAAACCUGCCAGCCAGAGAUGUGGAAAGCAGUUGCAUGCUCCCUGCAGAUUAAGCCUUGCCAUAGCAAAUCCCGAGGAAGUAUUAUCUGCAAAUCAGAUUGUGUAGAGAUUCUCAAGAAAUGUGGAGACCAGAAUAAAUUCCCUGAAGACCACACGGCUGAAAGUAUCUGUGAGUUUCUGUCCCCUGCAGAUGACCUGGAGAACUGUAUACCUCUGGAUCCGUACCUCAGGCCAAGUGCUUUAGGUAACAUCAUAGAAGAGGUGACUCAUCCCUGUAAUCCAAAUCCUUGCCCAGCCAAUGAGCUCUGUGAAGUGAACCGAAAGGGGUGUCCGUCUGGAGAUCCCUGCCUUCCGUAUUCGUGUGUUCAAGUUUCCAGAGCAUCAGGCUUUGGAAUGCUCACUGAUUGGCCCCAGAAGCACCUGACCCUUCCCAGCCUGCAAUGGACAUCAGGAAGCAACAGCAGCAGCAGCAGGAGGAGGAGGAGGAGCAGCAGCAGCAGCAGGAGCAGUGGUGGCAGAGUUAGCAAAGACAUGAGCAUGCCAACAGCCAGCUCUAUGGAAAAAACAUCAAUAUACACCAAAUAGUUUGCAGUAGAGAGUGGAAUCAGGACAUAGAGGAAUCCAGUUCCUCUUUAACACAUUUGAGGGCCUCUGGGUCUUUCUACUUGGUGGAAAUGGAGCAAGUCACCAUGGGUCACCCAGAGGAAACUCCAUACUGUCCUAUCAGGGGAUCUCAUCUGUUUUCUUAUCAACAUUUCCCUGCCCCUCACUGCAAUACUUCUUACCAGCACUUUCUCUGGAUUCAAGUGGCAAGAACUUCAGACCUCA
Molecule: messenger RNA, 1630 nt
Organism: Grammomys surdaster
Lineage: Eukaryota; Metazoa; Chordata; Mammalia; Rodentia; Muridae
Product: reversion-inducing cysteine-rich protein with Kazal motifs-like
Exons: 8
Coding region: 599-1387 (262 amino acids)
Biological process (GO): extracellular matrix organization; blood vessel maturation; sprouting angiogenesis
Cellular component (GO): plasma membrane
Molecular function (GO): metalloendopeptidase inhibitor activity
Source: RefSeq, a predicted model, not a curated record